AUGGAACUCAAACUGCACUCCCCUUCGGGGGCUGAGCCCGCCGUGUUUCGCUGGCCCCUAAAGGACAAACAGGACGGUGCCGUGGAGAUCGUGGAGACCAUUCGUUGUGUGUGCAACGACUUUCCAGAGAUCAGGACCGCUCUGGAAAAUCACGUUCUGAACGAUUACAAUACGCGCGAUUUCGAUAGCAUGCGGAGCCUAUGCGAACGCUACAACAAAGCAAUCGACUCGGUCUCGAAACUAUGGAAAGGCACAUCGGUCAGAAAAGAAACGAGACCGACCCUGCCUCUGCUUCGGCAUAUCCUGCAUAAAGUCUACAACCAGUCGGUGGACGACCCAGACCGACUAAAUUCGUACGAACCGUUCUCGCCACAGGUCUACGGCGAAACGUCGUUUGACUUCAUAGCACAAAUGAUCGAGGAAACGGAUUUCGAUGAAGAUACGAUAUUCGUCGAUCUGGGCAGCGGCGUCGGGCAGGUGAUCUUGCAGGUGGCUGCCAUGACCACCGUGAAGCAAUGCAUAGGAAUAGAGAAAGCCGAGACGCCGUGUCUGUAUGCGGAGCGAAUGGACGAAAACUUCAGGUUCUGGAUGCGCUGGUACGGCAAGUCGUACUCGGACUACAAACUCAUCCGGGGCGAUUUCCUGAGCGACAAAAAUCGGCACUAUAUCGAAAACGCGAGCAUCGUAUUUGCCAACAACUACACGUUUGGACCCACGGUCGACCACCAGUUGAAGGGAGUUUUCCAGGAGAUGAGCGACGGAUCGCGUAUCAUUUCGUCGAGAGCGUUCUGUCAUCUCCAGUUCCGGAUCACCGACCGCACUUUGUCUGACAUAGGAGCUAUGAUGCAUGUGCGAGAAGUUCAGCCUAAAAAGGGAUCAGUUUCAUGGACGGACAAACCCGUUUCCUACUACCUGCACUGCAUUGACCGAACCAAACUUCAGAGGUAUUUCGAAAGCAAAAAAAGCUCUGCCCUGACCGAAGGAGACGGAAAACGGAAACGUAAUCUGGUGAAUUACAACAUGGAGUCAUCGAACGGUAGCCUGUUCGACGAGGACUCUGAGGUGUUCGGACCCACAACCAGGCGAGCGUGGACCGAGUGGAUAAAAAACACUCGAAAUAUUAAGAAGAAUGGGAAUGGCAACCAAUCCUCGGGUCAUGAUGAAGAGGACGAACAAGAGCCGAAAAAACCCCAGCCUGGAAGACGAGGCAGGAAACCCGCUGCCGCGAGUGUCAACGCAGCUUCAGCCAAUGCAAAGCCCAAACCCCGAGGGAGACCCAAAGCGGGGCAGAAGAAAGGUUCUUCGAAAUCAUCGAAAUACGCUACCAAUCUCGAGAUUCUGCACAAUCAGACUCUGCUGAUGGCCGCACGAGACGUCGUGAACGCGAGUCCGCCCCCUGGCUGCGUCGAAGAGAAACUUCUGAGCUCCGACGACGAGGGGAACGAGUCGACAACGACUCCUUGCCGAUCGCCCGUGCAAACGUCCGCGCGGGUGACGUCGGAGAGCAACUCACCAGAAACGGAGAUCGAAGCUCUGCAAGAGGAUAAAUUCGACGACGUCGAGCAGCGCUUCAAUGACGAUCUCGAGCUGAUGUUGUCGAAUCUGCGCCAAGAGUACCGUACCCUGCUCUACCAGUUCCGCGAUUCUGCGAUGAGACGUGAAAUCGAGCGGCAGAUUGUCUUAGAACGGAAAAGACAGCUCGAACUGCAAACCAAGCACGACCAGCUCGACAAACAAGUCAGAAAUCUUCUGGAGGACAGCGUGACCUUGAUGAAAGCUCGGAUGUGUGAGCUGGACAUCCACGUGUCGGAACCUUCGCAGCUUCUGGCAAAAGCUAAGGAGAUCGUUGCUACACACAAGCAACUCCAAAUCCGGAGCAGCCGUCUGGAGCAUGAGGUCGCCCUAGCCGAGGAGCAGCAACGAGGUCUAAUUCUAGCCCGUCAGCAACAGCUCCUGACGACGACGGGGAGAACUCUCAGCAAGGAGCAACUACUCAAGGAGAUUUCGGCGUCGCUUUGUCUACGACGGAAUCCGACCGUACCCACAAGUCGAAGCCAAAAUGGAAAUACCCACAUGGACACUGAGCCCGAGAGCGAAAUAAGUCGUCCCGGCGAGGGAGAAACAAACGCUCACACCGAAUCGAAUGGUCCAACGACCGAGAGCAAUUCUGCUGGUCCCUCGCCGAAUUAUGCAGCCCCUCCCCACAUGGCGGUCCAGAAAGGCGGACAAUCAACAAACGGAUCAUCGAAUCACAUAGUGCCGCAGAGCACUAAUCCGCAGACGGCUCAACAAGGCAAUAUCGUGCUGAAUCUAGGCGAUCUCAUGCGGAACUCUCCUCAACACUCCACUCAUCAGACGUCGUCUUCAACCGGCCAUCACCACCAUCACCAUCAUCACCACCACCAUCACAGUCAUGAAGGACACAAUGCCAGUUCGAGUUCUGAGAAAGGAAGAGGAAAACAAAAGAGAAAACAUUCUCAGGACUCUCGUUCCAAGUGUUCCAUGACCCCGACGUCGGGUGGCGAGACGGGCGGUCCGAAUUCGCAGCCGAACCAGAGCUCAACGACGUCACCUGCUGAGGAGCCGCGAGCCGGCUCGAGCUCGAAGACCCAACAGCCUCAAGAGGAGAAGAAAAAAUGGGUUGUGGACACUCAAGCGAGUGGAGGCGUCUCGAUAAAAAUCAAAGCCUUGCCUCCGAAGAGCCCUCCGAAAGCUUCGAGCCCCGAAGCGGCGGCCCGCUCGCCUUCCCGAAGUUCAAGUUCUUCAGAUGGUUCGUCUUAUGCGCAUCGUCACAAAAAGUUCCGGGAGAAACGCCAUCACCACAAAAAGUUCUCUCGGCCAAACUCACCGGUAUCAACGCCGACACCCCCGGCGGUUCAGCCGCCGGCCGUUCAGGCUACGCCUACGCAUUUACCCCCAUCUCAACCUGUACUUCAGCAACAACAGCUAGUUCUACCGCAAGCCCAAGUAUCUCAAGCUUCUAUGGCUCCCCACAGCGCUCCGGCGCAUCCUGGGGCGAGUCGUGUUGCGCCCAGGACGGCCACUGCGAGUCAGCACAUGUCUCGGACUCCCGUGCAUCCUUCGGUGCAGCAAGGACUCGCCGCCCACGCGGCGGCCGCAGCCGCUGCCGCCGUCGCGGGUCACAGGGCCGGCGGAGUGAUGCCUCCACAUGCCCAGCAUUCUUCGAUGCCCAACUACGCGGCAGCGCACGGAACGCCAAGUUUGUUCGGAUCGCAUCCCCCCGGCAGCAUGCCGCCGAACGCGGCAAACUUCGCCCCUCCCCACACGCAAUUCACCCCCUCAAUACCCCCUAUUUAUCCGCCCCACACCUCCCCGGCACCUCAUCCCUAUUACCGUUCGAUGUAUUCCCAUAGACAAUAA
Messenger RNA from Galendromus occidentalis (western predatory mite), 3381 nucleotides. It is a transcript of the gene gpp, whose product is annotated as DOT1 like histone lysine methyltransferase grappa. Lineage: Eukaryota; Metazoa; Arthropoda; Arachnida; Mesostigmata; Phytoseiidae. Bases 1 to 3381 code for a protein of 1126 amino acids. The record is from RefSeq and is a predicted model, not a curated record. Gene Ontology annotation, cellular component: nucleus. Gene Ontology annotation, molecular function: histone H3K79 methyltransferase activity. Gene Ontology annotation, biological process: regulation of transcription regulatory region DNA binding; DNA repair; DNA damage checkpoint signaling. The transcript is spliced from 8 exons.